Oryza sativa Japonica Group (Japanese rice) is the source of this 1140-nucleotide messenger RNA. RefSeq names its product translation machinery-associated protein 22. Gene Ontology annotation, biological process: formation of translation preinitiation complex; translation reinitiation. Lineage: Eukaryota; Viridiplantae; Streptophyta; Magnoliopsida; Poales; Poaceae. Gene Ontology annotation, molecular function: mRNA binding; translation initiation factor activity. The record is from RefSeq and is a predicted model, not a curated record.
AAAAAAUCGCAUCCGAUCCGAAUCCGGCGAGCCGAAUCAAAUCCUCCCCUCGAGCACCAGCGGAGCGGAGGAGCGAAUUCGCCGGAGACGAGACCCCUCGCCGUCGUCGAUUCCCCAGGCGAGCCCGUGCAUUCGUUCCUCCGCGGCGAGCAGAAGCGGUGCGCCUGCCUGCGAUGGCGGCGGAGAAGCCGGCUCCGGUGAGGGUGCUGUACUGCGGCGUCUGCGGCCUCCCCGCGGAGUACUGCGAGUUCGGCCCGGACUUCGAGCGCUGCAAGCCGUGGCUCCGCGCCAACGCCCCGGGCGUCUACCCCGACGAGCUCCUCGCCUCCUCCUCCUCCGCCGCCGCCGACGUCGACAAGGUCGGGGAGCGGCUUCAGGGCGUCGGGAUCUCCGCCGCCGAUGGCUCCACCAGUGCAGGGGAUGCUUCUGCGUCGAAGCAGGAAGAGGUGAAGCGCUUGCCUGGUGGUAAGGUCAAGAAGAAGGAUAAACAAGAGGUUGUGAUUGAGAAGAUUGUCCGCAACAAGCGCAAAUGUGUUACUGUGGUGAAGGGUCUGGAAUUAUUUGGUGUCAAGCUGAGUGAUGCUUCAAAGAAGCUGGGGAAGAAGUUUGCUACAGGAGCAUCUGUUGUUAAGGGCCCCACUGAGAAGGAGCAAAUUGAUGUGCAAGGGGAUAUAUCGUAUGAUAUCGUGGAGUUCAUUACAGAUACUUGGCCUGAUGUACCUGAGUCAGCCAUUUUUUUCAUUGAAGAUGGAAGGAAGGUUCCUGCUGCUUGAUGUUUUAUGGCCACAAGGCAGAAUACCAAUGGAGUUACAAAUAUAGUAGAAAUAUAAGACAAGAGUAUGCCUGCAGCUAAGGCAUGGGCCUUGCAUGAGCUCAUCAAUGCUACUACUCCUUCAAAGACAAAAAACUGUUUUCUUUCAUUUCUGGUCUUAAGUUCAUCACAACUGGUGUUUUAUCGAGGACUGGUCCCAUGUGUAUCAACUUUAUCCUGCAAGUUAGUUUGGUAUUGCUAAGCCAUUGGAAGUGGCAAAUGUUUUGUGCGAGCAUCAGGCUUCAUAUUUAACGACAUGCAAAGAAGAGUGCAAAUUAGUAGUGUCUCUGCCCUUUCUGCUUUCACAGAGAGGUUGUUUCACACUGCAA